AUGAAGUUAACAAGAUAUCUUUCUCUCCUCACCCUCGUGCUAACGGCAAAUGCCGCAGACUGCACCGCGCCAAAUCAGCAAUGGUUUAGUGAUGCCGCAGUCCAAAUGAUGUGGUCCAUCCGGGCCUGGCUAUGUCCCAAUGCGUGGUCGCAAUCCAUCACCGCCGGACCAGAUGGCGGCUGGUGUGAUGCGGGUGGCGGCGUCAUCAGUGCCUAUUGGGGAUCCUGGACGAUCUCUGGAAUGCAAUCCGAGCAACAAUGCUGGCAAGGCGCGGAUAUGAUAGGAGGAUUCAAUAUGGAAUACUUCAUCGUAUUGCAUGGUUUUGUUCUUCUUGAACCACUCAAGGCUCCAAUCAUCCAUCUUCUGUGUCUCAUCGGUGGGGUGUCAAACACAAACAGUUGA
This is a messenger RNA of Aspergillus oryzae RIB40, 402 nucleotides long. RefSeq lists its product as uncharacterized. Lineage: Eukaryota; Fungi; Ascomycota; Eurotiomycetes; Eurotiales; Aspergillaceae. The record is from RefSeq and is a predicted model, not a curated record.